This is a messenger RNA of Scatophagus argus, 1251 nucleotides long. RefSeq names its product complement C1q subcomponent subunit C-like. Bases 166 to 882 code for a protein of 238 amino acids. Lineage: Eukaryota; Metazoa; Chordata; Actinopteri; Scatophagidae. Gene Ontology annotation, molecular function: protein binding. The record is from RefSeq and is a predicted model, not a curated record. The transcript has 7 exons.
GGCAAAGGAAAUCACUUCCACAGGCGAAGCUGCUGAAUCUUUGGUUUUGUUUCAGCUUCCUCCUCAGGCUGCCGCAGGACUCGCAGCUCCACUUCGGUUUGCUUCGAGCUCACUGUGGUGGGUUUCACUGAUCUGCGAUCCGUCUGUUCCCUCAGGUCCUCCAUCAUGCUCCGUCACAGUUUCGUGCUGAUCGGCGCCCUGCUCUCAUUGGCUGUGCCCCUGCUGGUUGCCAUGGAGACCUGCCCAGCGACAGUGAUGCCAGGAAUGCCAGGUAUUCCCGGGAUGCCCGGCAAAGACGGUCGUGACGGAGAGAAAGGAGAGAAAGGACAGCCAGGAGCAGUGUGGCAAGGCGGUCUCGGCCUUCAGAAGGGAGAGAAGGGGGAGCCUGGCAUAAUGGGAUUCUCCGGGAAACGAGGUCAGAGCGGGGACACGGGGAAGCCAGGGUUCCCAGGGAUGGCCGGACCUCCAGGAGAACCAGGAGAUCAAGGGGCUGUUGAUGUCCAACAGAGGGCAGCCUUCAGCGUCGCGAGAGGAUCCAACGAAUAUCCCCUGAGAGCUAGCGUCAUUCGGUUCACCACAGUCAUCACCAACAUCAACGAUGACUACAACAUCACAACGGGACGCUUCAGGUGUCGGAUUCCUGGAACGUACUACUUUGUGUACCAUGCUUCUUUAGACGAGCGACUGUGUGUGCUGAUGAAGCUGGAUGAAACACUGCUGGCAGCGUUCUGUGAUCAUCGCCGCGGCAGGAGACAGGUGACCUCAGGCAGCCUGGCGGUCUACCUGGCCAGGGAUCAGGAGGUUUGGCUGGAGACUAAAGACUACAGAGGGAUGAGAGGAAAACGGGAAGGUUACAGCAUCUUUUCUGGCUUCCUGCUGUAGCCUCACUGACCCACAGGACGGGAAACACCAACAAGUCCUCUCACUCAGAUUUACUGGACAGCUCUUUGAUUGCAACACAAUGUCUUCCCUUCCUUCAACCUGACCCUUUAACCUUUUUGGAAAGUACAUGUUGGUUACUUUUCACAUUUAAUUCUCCUUUAUUUAACCAGGUAAAGUCUCAUUGUGAUUAAAAUGGAGACAUGAUCAACAAAACAAGCAUAAAAACUUUGCUAAAACAACGAAUACAAACAUUAUAAACAAGUUGUUACAUGCUACAGCAGGCAAACUCAGGCAGACUCAAAAUCUGUUUAAGAUGAGUGAACGACUUUGUGUAAACUUUAUGAAAUGAAGUAAAAAUAUAAAACCAAA